This is a messenger RNA of Cryptococcus deneoformans JEC21, 1165 nucleotides long. RefSeq lists its product as hypothetical. Gene Ontology annotation, biological process: S-adenosylmethionine biosynthetic process. Gene Ontology annotation, molecular function: methionine adenosyltransferase regulator activity. The record is from RefSeq and is a predicted model, not a curated record. The transcript is spliced from 7 exons. NCBI's taxonomy places the organism in Eukaryota, Fungi, Basidiomycota, Tremellomycetes, Tremellales, Cryptococcaceae. Gene Ontology annotation, cellular component: methionine adenosyltransferase complex. Bases 153 to 1064 code for a protein of 303 amino acids.
GGAUAACAAGACUCUGCCAGGCACGACAGGAACCGGCGGUAACUUUCUCCAGCCAAGAGUUCCACAUACGUUUACAAGCAGCAAUUAGCCCUUUUCCGCUUGAUUAUAUCCACUUCCCACUUUCAUAUCCCCUUCUCCAAAUUUUCACGAUAAUGGUAGCCAAAAACGUUGCAGUAACCGGUGCUAGUGGUCUUCUUGGACGAGCUGUUGCCGCCUACUUCAUCUCCCAGGGUGACCAAGUCAUCUCUCUCGCCAAUAGCCGAGCUGAUAGGGACCCUCACUACACCAAGCUCGACUUGAUGGACCAGGAGGCUGUCAAAAAUUUCUUCGGAAGCAACGACAUAGACUUUGUCGUACACUGCGCUGCCGAGCGCCGCCCUGAUGUUGCUGAGGCCGAUCCCGAGAAAGCCGCAAAGAUUAAUGCUGCUGUCCCUGCUCAGCUUGCUUCUCUUGCCAAAGAGCAAGGGUUCACUCUUAUUUACAUUUCCACUGACUAUGUCUUCAAUGGUCGCAACCCUCCUUAUGAGGUCAAUGACACCCCUGACCCUCUUCAAAUGUACGGUCGUCAAAAGCUCGACGGUGAAAAGGCUGUCCUCGCUGAGCAUGAGAAGGGUGCAAAGGUCUCUGUUCUCCGAAUCCCCGUUUUAUACGGGAGGACAGAAUACAAUGCUGAAUCCGCCGUCAACAUCCUUCGAGAUGUUGUCGAGGACCAGUCUGGCAAGACCUAUAAGAUGGAUGCCAGACAAGUCAGAUUCCCUACCAACGUGGAAGACAUUGGCCGGGUGCUUUAUGAUCUGGCUCACUUGGAGAAGCCACUCCCUCCCAUUUUGCACUAUGCUUCUCCAGCUCCUGCUCUUACUAAAUAUGACAUGACGAGUAUCAUUGCAAAGCAUUUGAAUCUCCCUAUUGACCAUGUUAUUAAAGACACAACCGUUCCCACCGGUGCCACUCCUCGACCAGAAAACACUCAAUUGAGUACCAAGGUCUUGAAGGAACUGGGCAUCGAUGUGAGCGAAAAGAAGACCUUUGAAGACUGGUGGGCAGAGUAUGUCAAGGAAAAGUAGAGUAUGACAAGUUGAUACGCGAGUGCCUAAAAAGACUAUCAGACUAGGGUGGUAUGCAUGAAAGAAGCCCGAGAACGAAUGGCACAAGUACAAGUCAUCUA